UAUUAAAUGAGAGCCUGCUGCCCGAGCCGCGUUUUACAUCCCCAGCAGUAUUUUCAACUGAGGAUUCCUCCUGGGGAAGGGGUAGCCGGUCAACAUGGCUCAGGGGUUUGUGAACAGCAAAAUCCACCCGGGGAAGGUGGUCGUGUUCAUCAAGCCCACCUGCCCCUACUGCAGAAAGACCCAAGAGCUCCUCAGUCAACUGCCCUUCAAACAAGGGCUUCUGGAGUUCGUGGAUAUCACAACCAGCGAUGAUACAGACGAGAUUCAAAAUUAUUUAGAAGAGCUCACAGGCGCUAGAACGGUUCCUCGGGUCUUCAUUGGUAAAGAGUGUAUAGGUGGAUGCAAUGAUCUAGUCACCUUGCAACAGAAUGGGGAGCUACUGAAUCGACUGAAGCAGAUUGGAGCUCUGCAGUAAAGACAAGGGAAUGGCAGCCAGCAGACUCCAUGCUGAGAACAGAUGACCUGCCCCAUGCCGACUCUUUCGAGAGCUGACUGGAGUCACAAAGGAUGGCAGCAUUUCCUGGUGACUGUUCUGAGCAAAAGCAACUGUUUUUCUUUUUCCUUCAACAUUAAAAAGUGGGCCAAUUUGCCUCUAGCCAUGAGACCAAGAAGGUUAACAGACCAUGUUGGUUUUCUUAUGAUCCAUUCAUGUGCCAGCAUGUUUCUACCUCUAAGCAAGUAUUUCUCAACCAAAUUAUCCCCAAUGAAUCAGUUGUUUGUUUUCUGCUACUGCCCAUCAGUUGAAAUGAUUUUGAAGAACUUGACUUUAUGAAGUGUUAUGAAAUCAGUAGAUAUUGUGCAUGUUUUUUUUUUCAAAUCAUAUGCAUCUCCCUCCUGAACCCAUCCCACCUUGACAAUCACUGUGCUGAGUCAGUGUUCUCAACUUACCAACUCCUAGGACUCAUAGAAGGCAGAUUUCUGUGACGGUCCCCAUUUGAGAAAUGGAUGAAGUUAAUUAAGCAUGGCUGGUCUUCACUGUGGCUCUGCAAGCAUGAGAGCAGACAGUACAAACAUGUCCAACAGUCAGUGGAGAUAAAUGUCCAGAAAAAUCCCGAAUAGCUGUGUGUUUAUUUGAUUUUGGCUACCAGUAAAAUUAAAUGUGAAAUGCAAAAUUAUAGGAUCCUCCCCUCAAGACUAUGUCUAUAAAAGAAUCCAGGUUUGAGAAACACUUCUCUAAAUAAUUUCUUCUGCCCACAGUUUGACAACUUGAGUCCCUUUCUGUGAUGUUUAAUUGUCUGUUCUGGAACUGCAAGUUCUUUGUGUGGUCUCUAGUGGGAAGGGCUUGUUUCUUUUCUAAUAAAAAUGUACCUGCAGGUGGCUCAUGA
This is a messenger RNA of Nannospalax galili (Upper Galilee mountains blind mole rat), 1325 nucleotides long. RefSeq names its product glutaredoxin (gene Glrx). The transcript is spliced from 3 exons. NCBI's taxonomy places the organism in Eukaryota, Metazoa, Chordata, Mammalia, Rodentia, Spalacidae. The record is from RefSeq and is a predicted model, not a curated record. The coding region runs from base 95 to 415 and encodes 106 amino acids.